AUGUUUAUUGAAUCCGUUCUUAAUCUAUCUAUCUAUCUAUCUAUCUAUCUAUCUAUCUAUCUAUCUAUCUCUUUCUUUCUCGUUCUGUUACUAUCUAUCUCAUUCUUUCUUUCUUUCUUUCUCAUUCUGUUACUAUCUAUCUAUCUCAUUCUGUUUGUUUUUUUCUUGCUAUGUACCUAUCUCAUUCUGCCUUUAUCUAUCUAUCUAUCUAUCUAUCUAUCUAUCUAUCUAUCUAUCUCUGAAUGUUCAAAUAUCUAUUUCUCUUUCUUCCAAAUUAUUUUUUUCAUCGACCUUUUUUCUUAUCUCUUUCCGUUUUUAAAUCUUUCGAGUUUUUACUUAUUUUCUUUCUCUUUUUCUCCUUAUAUUCUUCUUUUUCUAUUCAAUUUGUCUCCAUUUUUCGGCGCUUUUACUCUUUCUUCCUCACUCUCCUUUUUCUCUUUUUUCAUUCCAGUUUUACUCUUUCUUCUUCAUUCCCUACUUCUCUUUCUUCUUCUUCACUCUAUUUUUCUCUUUCUUUUUCACUCCUAUCUCUCUUUUAUCACUCCUCUUUUCUCUUUUUUUUCACACCCUUUUUUCUCUUUCUUCUUCAUCCACACUUUCUCUUUCUUUUUCACUCUCUUGCUAUUUUUUGCUUUUUUAAGAGUAAAAUCUAUCUAUCUAUCUAUCUAUCUAUCUAUCUAUCUAUCUCAGCUUGAUUCUUUCUCUCUUUUUCUAUCUAUCUAUUUCAGGCUGUUUAUAUCUAUCUAUCUAUCUAUCUAUCUAUCUAUCUAUCUAUCUAUCUAUCUAUCUAUCUGCCUGAGUCACUUAUCUAAAGUAGAUAUAUGUCAGUAA
This is a messenger RNA of Acanthosepion pharaonis, 831 nucleotides long. The record is from the annotation of a GenBank genome assembly. Lineage: Eukaryota; Metazoa; Mollusca; Cephalopoda; Sepiida; Sepiidae.